This is a messenger RNA of Phycomyces blakesleeanus NRRL 1555(-), 3189 nucleotides long. RefSeq lists its product as hypothetical. The record is from RefSeq and is a predicted model, not a curated record. NCBI's taxonomy places the organism in Eukaryota, Fungi, Mucoromycota, Mucoromycetes, Mucorales, Phycomycetaceae. Gene Ontology annotation, biological process: regulation of DNA-templated transcription; double-strand break repair via homologous recombination. The transcript is spliced from 10 exons. The coding region runs from base 1 to 3189 and encodes 1062 amino acids.
AUGUCACAAACAGACAAAGAAUCCAUUCAUUCUCACAACAAAGACGAGUUAAACCAAGUGUCCGUAAUGUCAGUUACUUCAGCAGACUCGCACGGCAUGUCGCAGCUUUUGGAAGGAGUUAUCUUGAAUCAUUGCGCUUUCGAUGGCGAUUCAUUAAAAAGCGAAUCAAUGGAUAAAAAAGAAAACAAGAAUGAUGACAUUGCUAUUAAAAGACAAGACCAUGUAGUCCCUAUCAAACCAAUUAUUUUAUCAGAAACCGACAUUAAACCUAUUAACGAUGAUAAACUAGCGGAUUACUCAUUAAAAUCAAAUGAUAAUCAAUCAAUAUCAUAUGAGCCAGAGAAUUUUUCGUUGAGAAAUAUCAGAAAUACUUCAGGGAAUUCAAUUGAUGCAGAUUUGGCUCACAAUUCGACUGCUGGAAAAGAUGACCUACAAGACAUCCCAACCAUAAAACCAUUGAAUGAAACAAAACUAAACAUGGAGAGAUUUUUUGGAGAUAUAUUUGGAGACGGAUCAGAAAAAUUUGUUGGAUUCCAAACGGCUAGUCGAAAAGCACUGCCGCCGAUUAGUCUUCAAGCAAAACGAAGAGCACUCGCAAUAUUUACUGAAGAGCAACAACCUUUGGAUAAUGAGACCACAAAAAAACACACCACAUUACCUAAAAAUACCUACUCCUCUCAUAUUUCAACUGCAACCAUAUUCCCCAAAGUUAACAGCCCAAUUAAUCCUCCAAAAGUAUAUUGUGAUGAAGCAAACUCAAGAAAUCCAGGAGAAAAAGGUUCUCCAAAACAAAAUACGCACCCUCCAGCUGUUAUACAAAAUGUAUUUCACGAUAUCACUAAUAAUUCACCGAGAAAGAUAUAUCAUGACCAAGAGAAGCUGUUUAAACCAGUAACAGAAGUGCAGCUCAAGAGUGGUUUCUCGACUGGAGGGGGAAAAGCUAUUAAACCUAUAAGCGAAAAGGCAUACCGUGAUGCAGUCUUGAAAUUUAAACAGACAGAAGAGGCUACAGUUAUUGUAAAUAAGUCUAAGCCUAAAAAAUUGACAGACCCACCGUAUGUGGGAUUUCGCACUGGGACAGGCCGAAUAGCUUCUGAUGUUUCAGAAGAAGCCAAACGACGAGCAGAGACAAUUCUCUCAAAUGAUAGAGAACUUGGGCCAGUCUCUCACAACCAAAGUUUGUCUGUAACUACUACAGAAAAGAAAGCGAAUUCUCUCAAAGAUAUCAAACUUAAUAACAAUAAGCGUCAAAGGCCUGAAGACUCUUUGAAAAACCCUUUAGCAACGAAUGUACUACAGGGUAGACUUUUGAACAAGCGAAGAAUUAUUGAUUCAACUGUAAAGGCAAAACCAUUCAAGUCUCCUGUAAUUAAUUCAAAGCUUGCCAUCACAAAAGCAGCUGUUUAUAAAAAGGGAUCCCCAGUUACAUCUAUCAAAGGACAGCCUGUAUUCAAUUUACAGUUUUGUGUGGGUAUUGGUCAAUACAUAGCUCCUGGUCCCCGUUGGUGUAUAUCAAAACUUGGGAGGCCAAUACAAUACAGUAGAGAUACUCUUUUGGAAUUAGGCAUAUCUAUUGAUAUAUUAGAUAUGAGUGCCUCAAAAGCAGAACAGUACAUGUUUGGAGACUGGGGACCUGAUCAAGCACUAGGAGAGCUGCUCGAAGCUGGAGCCAUGCAAAAGUUUCUGUCAAAGGGAUGGGUGACCAAUCAUUAUUCCUGUAUUGUUUGGAAGUUUGCUUGUAUGAUUCGAUCAUAUCCAAAUGAAUUCCGGGAUUGGUGGACACCAAAAAAAGUUAUAGAACAACUUCUGUAUAGAUAUGAACGAGAAAUAAAUAUGGGCCAAAGCUCAGUAUUAAAAAGGAUCAUCGAACAAGAUGAUGUAGCGACUAAGCAUAUGGUUCUUGCCAUAUCUGAUAUAGUCGAUCUUGGUAAUAAUAGUUACAUGUUAAAGCUGACAGAUGGCUGGUAUCAAAUCAAUGCCAUGAUUGAUACACACAUGAAACAAUCAAUAGCAAACGGAAAAUUAAAGAUUGGCCAAAAAUUGUCAAUCUGUGGCGCACAGUUGUGUGGAGCCAAUGGUCCAAAAUCCCCUCUUCAGGCUGACUCUAGUACAUAUCUCUCUAUAUCUACUAACGGGUGUCUACCGGCUGCUUGGGAUAAAAAGCUGGGAUAUCAUCCCAAUAAGAUUCCUAUUCGGCCAUUGUCUUCUCUGUUUGAAGAUGGUGGUAUGGUCACAAUGCUGGAUAUAAUUGUAUGCCGGAAAUACCCACUAUUGCGCACAGAAACUUUUCCGAAUGGCGAGAAAAUUACCAGAGGUGCACAAGAAGAAGACAGCACGAUAAUAAGAAGAGGAUUUGGAGAACAAUCUCUUCAUAAAAAUAGACAGGAUUUUGGCUCUCUAGAAUCAUCGACCCAAUCUCGGCGGAACUAUACCGAUAACAACUCAGAGCUUUUCCAAGACCAACAAGACGCUCCUGAUCGUAAAGUAUCCAGUUAUUUUAAGAUGACUGUCUGCGAUUACUCUUGUACUUUUGCUACCAAACAGGAUACUGGGAUGGCUACUCUUACGUUCUCCAAUGCGAACGAGAUACAUCAUAUGGAUAUAAAUGAAGGAAGCCGUUACAAAGUUUUCUUCUUGACGCCUUACUUAUCAAAAGCAAAGUGGGCUUCUGGAUUGCAUUUCACUACCUCUAGAAACACAAGAUGGGAGGUGGUACCUGGCCCGAACAAGUUGAUUUCUUUUUAUGAACCUCGUGAAGUAACCCAAUGUGACAGUGUUGACUACAUGCAUCACCUUUCUGAGGCUGACAUGGUCGUUUUCGUAUUGCACGUUGGAGAGGGUGUCAAGGAAAGAGUAGUUAUGGGCCAGCCCACCUGGAGUCAGACGUUAUUGGUGACUGACGAAACAAGGGCACUUUGUAAAAUCAAUAGACGUUCAACCACACGUCCUUUAGUAGACAUAAAAGGAAAGGUUAUUUGUCUAAAGAACUUGAGGUACGAAGCAUACGACAAAAAGUACAGAAUUCCACACUUGGGCACAUCGAACGAAUCCGAGACUUUUUUAGAGACACCAAAGAGUAAAUAUUUACAUGAGGCUGCACAGUCUUUAAAGAGAUGGGUAAACAGUCACCCAGAGGAAGUGCGAAAUCUACAGACACGAGUGAAUGAGAUAAUGAACAUAUCUUAUUAA